This is a messenger RNA of Durotheca rogersii, 1322 nucleotides long. Its product is annotated as p21-C-terminal region-binding protein-domain-containing protein. Bases 360 to 1250 code for a protein of 296 amino acids. The record is from RefSeq and is a predicted model, not a curated record. The transcript is spliced from 2 exons. Gene Ontology annotation, cellular component: nucleus. Lineage: Eukaryota; Fungi; Ascomycota; Sordariomycetes; Xylariales; Xylariaceae.
AUCCGCGAUGACGAGGGGAACAUCUGGAAUUGGGGUUCUAGCUUGUAAGCGAAACCUGGUCGGGUGUCUUAUCGGACGUAGAGCGCUACGAGGUCCUUAUCAGGCCGAAAGGGGCUUAGUGAGGGGUUAGAGUGCGGCAGAACUUUUUCGGAGAUACACCGCCCUAGCUUCUCGCUUUACUAUACUUCCAGGUUACUUGCCUCCUACCCGCAGUCUCGCCCGCUGCGUACUUAUCCACCCCCUCGACUCGGCCACCUCCCGGAUUUCCCUCACACCUUCGGUUCGGCUUGUAUUCCAAUCUCUCUUCCCCCCCCUCCGACCGCGGCGGAACGGAAACCGAUAGCGAAAGCGAGAACGCGAUGGCGAAGAAGCGCGCGAGGGAAGCCGACGGCACCGCCGUCGAGGCUCCGGACAAGAUAGUCGAGGACGCGAACAGCUCGGACGAGGAAGAUGAGGACUUCGACACGGUCAACGUCGACUUCGAGUGGUUCAACUUCGACGCGGCCGUCGACUUCCACGGCACCAAGUCGCUGCUGCGCCAGCUCUUCGACGUCGACGCGGCGCGGCUUGACCUGUCGGGCCUCGCGGACCUGAUCCUCGGGCAGCCCACCAUCGGCUCCACCGUCAAGGUCGACGGCAAGGCCGCCGACGCCUACGCCUUCGUCACCGCGCUCAACCUGCGCGAGCACCGCGCACGCGAGCCCGUCGCCGCCCUGGCCCGCUACCUCGCCGAGCGCGCGCGUGCAAACGACGCGCUCGCGCCCGCCCUCGCCGACCUGCUAGCCCCCCCAGCCGCCGCCGCCGCCGAGCCCACCGUCGCGCUCGUCCUCUCGGAGCGCCUCAUCAACAUGCCCGCCGAGAUCGCCCCGCCGAUGUACCGGAUGCUCAUCGACGAGAUCGAGGCCGCCGUCGAGGACGGCGAGCCCUACGCGUUCACGCACUACCUGAUCGUGUCCAAGACCUAUCACGAGAUCGAGUCGACGCUUGACGUCGUCGCGGAGCGCAAGCGCAAGAAGGGCAGGCAGGACCCGGCCCUUUUCUACUUCCACCCCGAGGACGAGGUGCUGCAGAGGUACGCGGUCGCGCACGGGAGCUUCCCCUACGCCAACACCGACGAGGCCGUCGCCGACAGCAAGCGCGCCUUCCAGGAGAUGGGCAUCAUAUCUCGCGGCUCCAUGAUGCUGAUCGAGGCUAGUAAGUUUGCCGAGGCCGUCAAGGCGAUAAGCGACGAAUUCUCGCCGCCGUCGUAAAGCACAAUAUAAAAGGUUAAUGGGAAAAAAAUACACGCAAUGCGCCCCCGCCCGUGAUACCUAUUUUAUAUU